This is a messenger RNA of Lipotes vexillifer (Yangtze River dolphin), 4770 nucleotides long. It is a transcript of the gene PARD3, whose product is annotated as par-3 family cell polarity regulator. The transcript is spliced from 24 exons. Gene Ontology annotation, cellular component: apical junction complex; cell cortex; apical plasma membrane. Gene Ontology annotation, molecular function: protein binding; phosphatidylinositol binding. NCBI's taxonomy places the organism in Eukaryota, Metazoa, Chordata, Mammalia, Artiodactyla, Lipotidae. The coding region runs from base 58 to 4014 and encodes 1318 amino acids. Gene Ontology annotation, biological process: cell adhesion; intracellular protein localization; establishment or maintenance of epithelial cell apical/basal polarity. The record is from RefSeq and is a predicted model, not a curated record.
UCUCCGGCCGCGGUCACUGAGGGGCGUGGGCCGGCCCGCGGCGGCGGCGGCGGCGGCAUGAAAGUGACCGUGUGCUUCGGGAGGACCCGGGUGGUCGUGCCGUGCGGGGACGGCCACAUGAAAGUUUUCAGCCUCAUCCAGCAAGCGGUGACCCGCUACCGGAAGGCCAUCGCCAAGGAUCCAAACUACUGGAUACAAGUGCAUCGACUGGAACAUGGAGAUGGAGGAAUUCUCGAUCUCGAUGACAUCCUCUGUGAUGUGGCGGAUGAUAAAGACAGACUGGUAGCGGUGUUUGAUGAGCAGGACCCGCAUCACGGAGGUGAUGGCACCAGUGCCAGCUCCACAGGCACCCAGAGUCCGGAGAUGUUUGGCAGUGAGCUCGGCACCAACAGUGUUUCAGCCUUCCAGCCUUACCAAGCAACGAGUGAGAUCGAGGUCACCCCUUCGGUCCUCCGUGCCAAUAUGCCUCUUCACGUCCGACGAAGCAGUGACCCAGCCUUAAUUGGCCUCUCCACGUCUGUCAGUGAUAAUAACUUCUCCUCUGAAGAACCUUCACGGAAAAACCCCACGCGCUGGUCGACAACCGCUGGCUUCCUCAAACAAAACAUCGCCGGCAGCCCUGCAGCUUGUGACAGGAAGAAAGAUGAAAACUACAGAAGCCUCCCACGGGACACUAGUAACUGGUCUAACCAAUUUCAGAGAGACAAUGCUCGCUCAUCUCUGAGUGCCAGUCACCCAAUGGUGGACAAGUGGCUGGAGAAGCAAGAACAGGAUGAGGAUGGCACGGAGGAAGACAGCAGCCGUGUUGAGCCCGUGGGGCACGCCGACACUGGUGUGGAGAACGUACCCAACUUUUCUCUGGAUGAUAUGGUAAAGCUCGUACAAGUCCCCAACGAUGGAGGGCCUCUGGGAAUCCAUGUAGUGCCUUUCAGUGCUCGAGGCGGCAGAACCCUGGGGUUAUUAGUAAAACGAUUGGAGAAAGGUGGUAAAGCUGAACAAGAAAACCUUUUUCAUGAGAAUGAUUGCAUUGUCAGGAUUAAUGAUGGCGACCUUCGAAAUAGAAGAUUUGAACAAGCACAACAUAUGUUUCGCCAAGCCAUGCGGACAUCCAUCAUUUGGUUCCAUGUGGUUCCCGCAGCAAAUAAAGAGCAGUACGAACAACUGUCCCAAAGCGAGAGGAACAAUUACUAUUCGAGCCGCUUCAGCCCCGACAGCCAGCAUGUGGAUCACAGGAGUGUGAACAGUGCAGGGCCGCAGGCUCUGCCGAGGGUGCCCCGGCCGAACCCCCUGCCCGAGCACGCAGACCCUCACCCCCGACUCCUACCUCAGAGCGCACAGCCCUCGGGAAAGCCUCCCGCUGCUCCGGGCCCAGCCGUACACCACGUGUUCAGUCCCAGCAGUGGUUACAACACCAAAAAAGUAGGCAAGAAGCUUAACAUCCAGCUUAAGAAAGGUACAGAAGGUUUGGGAUUCAGCAUCACUUCCCGGGAUGUGACAAUAGGUGGCUCAGCUCCAAUUUAUGUGAAAAACAUCCUCCCACGAGGGGCUGCCAUCCAAGAUGGCCGACUGAAGGCGGGAGAUAGACUCAUAGAGGUAAAUGGAGUUGAUCUAGCAGGCAAAUCCCAGGAGGAAGUUGUUUCCCUGUUGAGAAGCACCAAGAUGGAGGGGACCGUGAGCCUUCUGGUCUUUCGCCAAGAAGAUGCCUUCCACCCAAGGGAACUGAAUGCAGAGCCAAGCCAGAUGCAGAUUCCAAAAGAAACGAAAGCAGAAGAUGAGGAUACUGUUCUCACACCUGAUGGCACCAGGGAAUUUCUGACGUUUGAAGUUCCACUGAAUGAUUCAGGAUCUGCUGGUCUUGGCGUCAGUGUCAAAGGUAACCGGUCAAAGGAGAACCACGCAGAUUUAGGAAUCUUCGUCAAGUCCAUUAUUAAUGGAGGAGCAGCAUCUAAAGAUGGGAGGCUUCGGGUGAAUGAUCAACUGAUAGCAGUGAAUGGAGAAUCCCUGUUGGGCAAGACAAACCAGGAUGCCAUGGAAACCCUCCGGAGGUCCAUGUCCACCGAAGGGAACAAGCGAGGAAUGAUCCAGCUUAUUGUGGCAAGGAGAAUAACCAAAGGCACCGAGCUCAAGUCACCUGGGAGCCCCUCUGGACCUGAGCUGCCCAUUGAAACGGUGUUGGAUGAUAGAGAACGAAGGAUUUCCCACUCCCUCUACAGCGGGCUUGAGGGGCUUCUUGAUGAGUCACCCACAAGAAAUGCUGUGCUCAGCAGGAUAAUGGGUGAGUCAGGUAAAUACCAGCUGUCCCCCACGGUGAAUAUGCCCCAAGACGACACUGUCAUUAUCGAGGAUGACAGGCUGCCAGUACUCCCCCCACAUCUCUCUGACCAGUCGUCUUCCAGCUCCCACGAUGAUGUAGGAUUUGUGACAACGGACACUGGCGCGUGGGCCAAGGCCGGCAUCAGUGAGUCAGCAGAGUGCUCUUUGAGUCCAGACGUCGAUCCAGUUCUUGCUUUUCAACGAGAGGGAUUUGGACGUCAGAGUAUGUCAGAAAAACGCACAAAGCAAUUUUCAGAUGCCAGUCAAUUGGAUUUCGUUAAAACGCGAAAAUCAAAAAGCAUGGAUUUAGGUAUAGCUGACGAGACUAAACUCAAUACAGUGGAUGACCAGAAAGCAGGUUCUCCCAGCAGAGAUGUGGGGCCUUCCUUGGGUCUGAAGAAGUCAAGCUCUUUAGAGAGUCUGCAGACAGCAGUCGCUGAGGUGACUUUGAAUGGGGACAUUCCUUUCCAUCGCCCGCGGCCGCGGAUAAUCCGAGGAAGGGGAUGCAAUGAAAGCUUCAGAGCUGCCAUUGACAAGUCCUAUGAUAAACCUGUGGCAGACGAUGACGAUGAAGGCAUGGAGACAUUGGAAGAAGACACGGAAGAAAGUUCCAGAUCAGGGAGAGAGUCUGUCUCCACAGCCAGCGACCAGCCUUCCCACUCUCUGGAGAGACAGAUGAAUGGAAACCAAGAGAGAGGCGAGAAGGCCGAUCGGAGGAAGGAGAAAAUGGGGAAAGAGAAGACGAAGGGCAGAGACAAGGAGAAGAUGAAAGCCAAGAAGGGGAAGCUGAGGGGCCUGGGAGACAUGUUCAGGAUUCAAGCGAAAACUCGAGAAUUUAGGGAGCGACAGGCUCGGGAGCGUGACUAUGCUGAAAUCCAAGAUUUUCAUCGGACAUUUGGCUGUGAUGAUGAGUUGAUGUACGGGGGAAUUUCUUCCUAUGAAGGUUCCAUGGCUCUCAGCACCAGACCCCAGAGCCCGAGAGAAGGGCAUAUGAUGGAUGCUUUGUAUGCCCAAGUGAAGAAGCCGCGGAAUUCCAAACCUUUACCUGCAGACAGCAACAGAUCAACUCCUAGCAACCAUGAUCGGAUACAGCGUCUCCGGCAAGAAUUUCAGCAAGCAAAGCAGGAUGAAGACGUGGAAGAUCGGAGACGUACCUAUAGCUUUGAACAACCCUGGCCCAACUCCAGACCGUCGGCGCAGAGCGGCCGGCACUCGGUGUCAGUGGAGGUGCAGAUGCAGCGGCAACGGCAGGAAGAACGCGAGAGCUUCCAGCAGGCCCAGCGCCAGUACAGCUCCCUGCCCCGGCAAAGCAGGAAAAAUGCCAGCUCCGUCUCCCAGGAUUCUUGGGAGCAAAACUAUUCCCCUGGGGAAGGCUUCCAGAGUGCCAAGGAGAACCCCAGGUAUUCCAGCUACCAAGGCUCCCGGAACGGCUACCUGGGCGGGCACGGCUUCAACGCCAGGGUCAUGCUGGAGACCCAGGAGCUCCUCCGCCAGGAGCAGAGGCGGAAGGAGCAGCAGAUGAAGAAGCAGCCCCCUCCCCCCGAGGGGCUCAACAACUAUGACUCAUAUAAAAAAGUCCAGGACCCCAGUCACAUCCCCCCCAAGGGGCCCUUCCGGCAGGACGUCCCCCCCUCCCCGUCUCAGGUCGCCAGGCUGAACAGACUCCAGACUCCUGAGAAAGGGAGACCCUUCUAUUCCUGAGACGAAGAGCAGACUCUUCGUGUCAUGCAAUAAAGGACAUUUUCCUAUGAAGACUUGUAUUUGGGGAGCUUUUUUGAAACCUCGGUGGUAGUAUGGAAUAUUUCUGUUGCUGGUGUUAGUGCCUUUAAGCAGUGUGGGCAAUUCGAUGGAAGGCCUUAAUGUCUUUGCCACUGUGUCCCAAGUGUCUGUUUCAUGGAAGGAUUUCCCGCCAUUUGACAAUCACCUGUUCGAGGCAUCGUACGCUCUGCAUCUCUCAGGUACUGGGAACCUGGCCCAGCCCGGGAGACGUCGUGGCUUCGUGUUACUGCCCCGUACAGCUUGUGGCAACAGAUUACCCUGAAGUCAAGAGUGACGCUGAUCCCUCUUUUUUCCCUUUAAGUUUCUUGGGUGAGGUGACAUCUCCAUCUCUGGUGCAUGAAAGUGGGUGACAUACACCAGAAAUUGGGACUCCAUGGUGCUUCCCGGCACAGUCAUUUUUAAUCCUUUGUAACCAGUAUGGUCUCCCUUUUCUCUCGCAGCCCCUUGCGACAAGAAAUUUCCUUCAUCUAAAAGAAGCUAAGCCAUAUUCCAACACUGUCUGUUUAUCAGGGGGGGUCCUUUUGUAACUGCCUUAUAACUCAGUGUUACCAAUAAAGUGAUUAUUCUGUCUGCGUGUAUAAAUACCCUUGCUCAAUCCUGACCCUCACAUGUCUGUUGAGUCACCAUGGCUCUGUGUGGGGAACAGGGGAGACAGGCGUCAGCCCUCGUGGGGCAGGG